This is a messenger RNA of Megalops cyprinoides (Indo-Pacific tarpon), 2081 nucleotides long. RefSeq names its product ferredoxin reductase (gene fdxr). NCBI's taxonomy places the organism in Eukaryota, Metazoa, Chordata, Actinopteri, Elopiformes, Megalopidae. Gene Ontology annotation, cellular component: mitochondrion. The record is from RefSeq and is a predicted model, not a curated record. The transcript has 13 exons. Gene Ontology annotation, biological process: ubiquinone biosynthetic process. Bases 28 to 1494 code for a protein of 488 amino acids.
CCAGCACUGCACGAGGACGACGCCAAGAUGAACACUUCAAGAGUGUUUGUGUUUAAGCAGCUGAAGUCGCUCUUGAGAGUCAAAUGUUCAAGUGCUGCUCCUUCCAAUGAUUUGCGAAGGCUGACAUCUACACCUGGCUCCUGUCCCAAGGUGUGUGUUGUAGGUGGAGGGCCAGCAGGCUUCUACACUGCUCAGCACCUACUGAAGGCUCAUCCAGCUGUACAGGUUGACAUAUAUGAGCGUCUGCCUAUACCCUUUGGCCUUGUGCGAUUUGGAGUGGCACCUGACCACCCAGAAGUCAAGAAUGUCAUCAACACUUUCACUCAGACUGCCCAGCAUGAGCGCUGUAGCUUCCAUGGCAACGUGAACGUGGGAAAGGAUGUGAGCGUGCAGGAGUUGCAGCAGGCUUACCACGCUGUAGUGCUGAGCUAUGGAGCUGAGGGGAACCGCAGUUUGGGGGUCCCGGGGGAAAAUUUGUCAGGAGUGUACUCCGCUAAAGACUUCGUGGGAUGGUACAACGGGCUUCCCAGCAACAAAGACUUGAAGGCUGACCUGCGCAGUGAAACAGCAGUUAUUCUGGGUCAGGGGAAUGUGGCUCUGGAUGUGGCCAGGAUAUUGCUCUCUCCUCUUGACAUACUGAAGAAGACGGACAUUACGCAGCCUGCCCUAGAGGCGCUGGCUGCCAGCAGGGUACGUCGGGUCCUGAUCGUGGGCCGGCGGGGACCCCUCCAGGUUGCCUGUACCAUCAAAGAACUCAGAGAGAUGGUCAACCUGCCAGGCACAAAGCCCGAAAUGGUGACUGCGGAAUUCCAAGGCAUAGCAGAGGCACUGAAAGAUCUCCCCAGGCCGAGGAAGAGGCUGACGGAGCUCAUGCUGAAAGCAGCCCAGGGGAGCUGUGAGGGUGGGGGCGCGGAGAAGAGGUGGGGCUUCCGUUUCCUGCGCAGCCCCGUGGAGAUCCUGCCCGCUCCUGAUGUGAGCAGAGCCGCAGGGAUCCGACUGGGCAUCAACCGGCUGGAGGGCUCAGGGGAGGGGGCCCGGGCCGUGCCAACUGGUGAAGUCGAGGACGUGGAGUGCGGUCUUAUUAUAAGUAGCAUCGGGUACCAAAGCCUGCCCAUCGACCCUGCUGUGCCCUUUGACCCUCGCAAGGCCAUCAUCCCUAACAGGAUGGGAAGAGUGCAGGAAGCAGCAGGUCUGUAUUGCAGUGGAUGGGUGAAACGUGGUCCCACGGGGGUCAUUGCCACCACCAUGAAUGACAGCUUCGACACGGCCCGCUCGCUCAUCCAGGACAUGGAGACUGGGGAGCUUGACAUUUCUACUGCUAAGAUGGGUUCACAAGCUGUCGCUCCCCUCCUAUUGAAGCGAGGGGUGAGCCCAGUGUCAUUUUCGGACUGGGAGAAGAUUGACACAGAGGAGAUGAAGAGGGGGAAGGCAGCAGGAAAACCCAGGGAAAAGAUGCUGGAUGUGGCAGAGAUGCUGAAGGCAGCUCAUGCCUGAGGGUCACAGACACAGUAAAUUAGGGCACAAGGGCACAAACGCUCACAAGCAUUUUUACAUUGGCACACAGUCAUGGUGAGGCUGUCAUAAUUGUGUAGCAAUGGCAGCUUUACUCAACUUUUCGUCAGUGAUCCACGUUUUGCCAAUUUUCUUUAAUAAAAGAUAGAUAAUGUGGAAAUUCAGUACCUCGCACAUUUCAGCUGUCAGAUUGAAAACAUCACCCGUGGCAGCCAUUUUGUCCCUGGCGGUGUAAUUACUGAUCACGGCUGAAAUUAUGGGCACAAGCAAAGCAGGAAUUGCUGCCGUGGGCGCUGCAGCAGCCGCAGUGUUCAGAGGUGGACAGGUUUCUGCAAACUAGUCAGUUUUCUAGUAGCCCUCCUUUACCCUCAGAAUUCAGGUGGCUUACUUUGGAUUCAUAAAAAAUUUGCAGCCUGGCUACAGAAAAGCUUCUGUGAGAGGUAGUUCUUGAUUUUUUUUUUAAGAUACACAUACUAAACAACUUAAAUAUAAAUCCCAAUGCUACAUAAAGUUAACACUUUCAUUUACUGGCCACAGGUAAUUCUUUUAUAAUUUGUAAUUUAUAUUUA